CAGUCCAAAUUCUUGUGACCGAUUGAAAACCGAAAUCAAAAAUGGUGGCCAUCGGAAUCGACCUCGGCACGACGUACUCGUGCGUGGGCGUGUUCCAGCACGGCAAGGUGGAGAUCAUCGCCAACGACCAGGGCAACCGGGUGACGCCGAGCUACGUGGCCUUUACGGAGUCGGAACGGUUGGUGGGCGAUGCGGCCAAGAACCAGGUGGCGAUGAACCCGGCCAACACGGUGUUCGACGCGAAGCGGUUGAUUGGGCGCAAAUUUGACGAUCCGGUUGUGCAGGACGAUCUGAAGAACUGGCCGUUUCGGGUGGUUGCCGGGGAGGACGGGUCGAAGCCGCGGAUUUGUGUGCAGUUUAAGGGCGAGGCGAAGGAGUUUAGCCCGGAGGAGAUUAGCUCGAUGGUGCUGGGGAAGAUGAAGGAGAUCGCCGAGGCCUACUUGGGUGGAGCGGUUCGGGAUGCCGUGGUAACGGUUCCAGCGUACUUUAACGACUCCCAGCGACAGGCCACCAAGGACGCCGGGGCUAUCGCGGGCCUAAAUGUGCUCCGGAUCAUCAACGAGCCGACGGCCGCUGCCUUAGCGUAUGGAUUGGAUAAGGACCUCAAGGGUGAACGGAACGUGCUGAUCUUCGACCUGGGCGGUGGAACGUUCGACGUGUCGGUGCUGUCCAUCGACGAGGGUUCGCUGUUUGAGGUCAAAGCCACCGCUGGGGACACUCACCUCGGAGGGGAGGAUUUUGAUAACAGGUUGGUGACAUACCUUGCGGACGAGUUCCUGAGGAAACACAAAAAGGACGCUAGGGAGAACGCGAAAGCGUUGAGAAGAUUGAGAACCGCGGCGGAGAGAGCCAAGCGGACACUCUCGUCGAGCACUGAAGCUCCCGUUGAAGUCGAAGCCCUGAUUGACGGCGUAGACUUUAACACGAAGAUCUCCCGAGCACGGUUUGAAGAGCUCUGUGCGGACCUGUUCAAGUCAACGUUGCUACCGGUUGAGAAGGCCUUAACCGACGCCAAGAUGGACAAGCGUGCCAUCCACGACGUUGUCCUAGUCGGCGGCUCAACCAGAAUCCCCAAGAUCCAAUCUCUGCUGCAGAAGUUCUUCUCCGGCAAGGCGCUCAAUCUCUCAAUCAACCCAGAUGAAGCCGUAGCUUACGGUGCAGCCGUCCAAGCUGCCAUCCUGAGCGGUAGCAAGGAUGCCAAGAUCCAAGACGUACUCCUAGUGGACGUGGCCCCACUCUCCCUGGGAAUCGAAACCGCCGGCGGCGUAAUGGCCGACAUCAUCGAUCGAAACAGCCGCAUCCCCUGCAAACAGAUGAAAACCUUCACGACGUUUGCGGACAACCAACCGGGCGUCACCAUCCAGGUUUACGAGGGCGAACGAGCCAUGACCCGGGACAACAACCUGCUCGGCAGAUUCGACCUGAUGGGCAUCCCUCCAGCCCCCCGUGGAAUCCCACAAAUUGACGUCUCUUUCGAUCUGGACGCCAACGGAAUCCUGAACGUGGGCGCCAUCGAGAAAAGCUCCGGUAAGCAGCGGACCAUCACCAUCGAGAACGACAAGGGUCGUCUGUCCCAGAAGGAGAUCGACCGCAUGCUGGCGGAUGCCGAGCGGUACAAACGGGAGGACAACCUGCAGCGGGAACGGGUCGCCGCUCGGAACAAGCUGGAGUCGUACUGCUUUAGCGUGAAAUCUGCCCUGGAUGAAUUUGGAGGCCAGCUGAGCGAUUCCGACCGGAAGAAGGCCGGCAAGCAGUGCGAUGAGACGCUCAAGUGGUUGGAGGGAAGCGAAGGGAAGGCCGGAAAGGACGACUACGAGAAGAAGUACAAGGCACUGUCGAAGGUUUGUGCGCCGAUCAUGACGAAGCUGCACCAAAAGGGGGAAGAGGCCGGCACGAGCGCCAGUGGACCAACCAUUGAGGAAGUGGAGUAAAAGGGUAUUUUUUUUAAUUGCAAAUAAAGCUUGUAAUAAAAACAGAGAUAUUUU
Culex pipiens pallens (northern house mosquito) is the source of this 1985-nucleotide messenger RNA. RefSeq names its product heat shock protein 70 A2-like. Gene Ontology annotation, molecular function: ATP-dependent protein folding chaperone; misfolded protein binding; ATP hydrolysis activity. Lineage: Eukaryota; Metazoa; Arthropoda; Insecta; Diptera; Culicidae. Bases 42 to 1931 code for a protein of 629 amino acids. The record is from RefSeq and is a predicted model, not a curated record. The transcript is spliced from 2 exons. Gene Ontology annotation, cellular component: cytoplasm. Gene Ontology annotation, biological process: cellular response to unfolded protein; protein refolding.